Messenger RNA from Letharia lupina, 1266 nucleotides. RefSeq lists its product as uncharacterized. Gene Ontology annotation, molecular function: purine nucleosidase activity. Lineage: Eukaryota; Fungi; Ascomycota; Lecanoromycetes; Lecanorales; Parmeliaceae. The transcript is spliced from 4 exons. The coding region runs from base 1 to 1266 and encodes 421 amino acids. Gene Ontology annotation, cellular component: cytosol. The record is from RefSeq and is a predicted model, not a curated record. Gene Ontology annotation, biological process: purine nucleoside catabolic process.
AUGGCUCUGGCAUCAAGCACUGAGGACAUGGAAAUACUGCUGAUCUCAGUCACGUACGGGAACGUAGAUGCGCAAAACUGUCUUCGUAAUGUCGUUUCCAUGUUUAACGUCAUCGAGAAGGAAAUGCAAUGGCGUAAAGAUCGAGGUCUGCCAGAAGGCUUUGAAACCAUGCGAAAAUGCAAGCCUACCGUUGCUGUUGGUGCCAAAGAACCGCUUGGUGGUCAAACCAUGGUAGCAGAUUAUUAUCAUGGUAUCGAUGGCUUGGGCAACGUCCAUCAUACGCACCCACACCACACCAGCCCCUCGGAAACCUGGUCCCAUCUCUUUGAUGCCCCGCCACCUGCGACACUUCUCUCCUCUAUUGCAGUCAGCGCUGCUCACACCAGUCCAGCAUCUCAUACCAAUUUGUUCACGCCCUCCAACCGCCACUCACCUUAUGAUAUUCUCCGCAUCCUUGAAGAGAAUCCCGCGGACACCAUCACCUUGAUCGCAAUUGGACCGUUGACAAACUUUGCCAUUGCGGCUGCAGAAGAUCCGAAGACUUUCAUGAAAGCCAAGGAGGUUGUAGUCAUGGGCGGAACCAUUGACGAACCUGGCAACAUCACACCAGUGGGAGAGUUCAAUUGCAUAGCUGAUGCUACCGCAGCCGCAAGGGUAUAUGCAUUGACAUCGCCAAAUCCCGCGAGCACGAUGCCACCAAUGGCUGGACCAUCUUCGCUACCGCCUUAUCCCCAAAAAGGUGAAAUUGGCGACAGAAGGCUCAACGUGAUCAUGUUUCCCUUGGACGUCACCACCCCUCACACUCUGCGUCGUGACGAAGUGGAAGCAAAGACUAAGCCUCUGAUCGAGAAAGGUAGUCCUCUUGCCGAAUGGGUUGGUGCCUUCCUCUCCGCCACGUUUGAGAAGUCUGAAUCCCUUUACCACGGCCACGAAGGGGGAAGCACAAGUAUGGCUUUACAUGACAUCGUGUGCAUAUGGUAUGCGCUCACGUCAUCUAUCCGACCUGAGUGUUGGGAGAUGAAGAGAGGCGAGGACGUCAGGGUCGAGACUCAAGGCCAAUGGACCAGAGGCAUGUGUGUAGUUGAUCGGCGAGACAUGAAGAUGCUAGACAACGAUGAUGGGGAGAGUCAAGUCUCUGGGGACACCGGAGGAUGGUUGAGCACAUUGAGAGGUAAUAGAGUAAACAGAUGUGUGGGGACACCUGGAGCUCGGGUGCUGGCACCCUUGUUGCUCAACACAAUCUUUGGAUCUGGUGAAUCUAAGUAG